Molecule: messenger RNA, 1524 nt
Organism: Brachypodium distachyon (stiff brome)
Lineage: Eukaryota; Viridiplantae; Streptophyta; Magnoliopsida; Poales; Poaceae
Product: BTB/POZ and MATH domain-containing protein 1
Exons: 2
Coding region: 188-1309 (373 amino acids)
Biological process (GO): protein ubiquitination
Molecular function (GO): protein binding
Source: RefSeq, a predicted model, not a curated record
CUAUUUAGGGCCGGGCCUUCAUGUUGAAGCCCAAGCGUGUAUCGAGCGGAAGCUGAGGAAUCCGAAUCGAAGUUAACAAGAAAAAGGGUUCGCUUGUCUCUUCAAACUCCCGUUGAUGCAGAGUCUCCCCAUGAGUCGUUAAGAUCUCCAAUCCAUAAAUCCUCGCAAUCCCCAUCACCUUAAGACAAUGGCCGUCGACCACCGCGACCUUUCUUCCUCGAUCGUAGCUGAAGCCGAGAAGGUAUCUCACGUGAUCAAGAUCGACGGGUACUCCAUAACCAAGGGUUUACGCGAGAACGGCAGCUGUGCGACAUCUCUCCCGUUCAAGGUUGCAGGCCACAGCUGGGUUGUCAGGUACUACCCCAACGGCUAUCGUUCAGAAGACGCCGGAUACGUAUCUGUCUAUCUGUUUCUCCAGCCCCCUUAUGCCAGUACUACUACAAAGGUGAUCCUUGGGUUUAGCCUGCUCGACAAGGAUUUGACACCGGUGCCAUCAUACAGCCCCAAGGGUCCUGUACCUGCACGUACUUUCUCAAAGCAAUCCCCAUCUUGGGGCCAUGGCAGGUUCAUCAGGAAGGAGAAUUUGGAGCGAUCGGCCCAUGUCAGGGGAGAUUGCUUCAGCAUCAGGUGCGAUGUCACUGUUUUGAAGGACAUCCGCGUCAGAGAAAACAAGGUUGAGUUCGUGGUGGUUCCUCGGAGCAACCUGGGCCGGCAUCUCGCCGGUUUACUGGAGAGCAUGGAUGGAGCUGAUGUGACCUUUCUGGUUGCCGGCCAGAGGUUCUCGGCGCAUAGGUGCGUGCUCGCUGCUCGGUCGUCGGUCUUCAAGGCGGAGCUCUUUGGCGCCAUGAGGGAGAAAGAGGCGGGUGGCGUCGUCGAGAUCGGUGACAUGGAAGCUGAUGUGUUCGGGUCAUUGCUCCACUUCAUCUACACCGACUCGCUGCCCGAAGUGACAAUUGGCAAUGAGGAGUCAGCAGUAGAUGACGUGGCCAUGGCCCAGCACCUCCUCGUGGCGGCCGACCGGUACGAUGUCGAGAGGCUCAAGCUGAUGUGCGAGGAUAGGUUGUGCAGGAACAUUGACUCUACCGUGGUGGCGACCAGUCUGGUUUUGGCCGAGCAGCAUGGUUGCCCUGGACUCAAGGAAGCCUGUGUUGAGUUCCUUGAUUCUGCUUCCAAUUUCGAGGCCAUGUUGACAAGCGAUGGUUUUAAUCACCUGAAAAACAGCUGUCCGUCGCUUCUCAGUGAGCUGAUUAGGAGAUUCAUGCCUGCUGAACUUAAUGCGGCUAAUAAGGAUAUUGUCAUGGCAAUUUAGUGUUGUGGAUGUGAUCAUCAGAUGUUCCAAUCCUUCCAACCUUUUCGACUUUCGCUAGCAAGAGCAAUCGCUGCUGGAUAGAUAAACACAAGCAUCCAGCAGACUACCCAGCUGAUGUGCCUGAUUAGUCCUAUUGACCUUAGAUCUGAAAUGUUUGGUGAUUUUCUAAAAAGACAAAUAUGAAUGGUGAUUUAGGAUCAUAGAAUUGAUAAUUA